Messenger RNA from Myzus persicae (green peach aphid), 387 nucleotides. RefSeq names its product oocyte zinc finger protein XlCOF26-like. The coding region runs from base 1 to 387 and encodes 128 amino acids. Gene Ontology annotation, cellular component: chromosome. The transcript is spliced from 2 exons. Lineage: Eukaryota; Metazoa; Arthropoda; Insecta; Hemiptera; Aphididae. Gene Ontology annotation, biological process: regulation of transcription by RNA polymerase II. Gene Ontology annotation, molecular function: chromatin insulator sequence binding. The record is from RefSeq and is a predicted model, not a curated record.
AUGGCGAGUUUGCGAUCACAUGUAAAAUUUGAGUGCGGAAAAGAACCUCAAUUCUCUUGUGCCAUGUGUUCAAGAAAAUUUUCAAUCAAGAGUAGUCUCCGAUGGCGAAUGGUUAACAAACAAUUGAAAGAGACAGGCUCUGAUGGGCGGAUCACAUGUCCAAAGAAUUGUGGUAGCCACUAUAAAAGUAAAAGUGGUUUGUACAAUCAUCUCAAAUAUGAGUGCGGCAUUGAUCCGCAGUUUAAGUGCAAUUAUUGUGGAAAAAGCUUUGCUCGUCAUAGUAAUAUGCGAAGACACAUGCUUGUCCACCUGCCAGGUUCUGUGAAAAAGGAGGCUGAAGAUGAUAAUUGCAAUCCUUUAUGGUUUUAUAACACCGAUUCCCAAUAA